AUGAAAGAACCCGCAUCUCAAGCCUCCUCGCCGACACAACAUGCUUUUCAUGAAGCAAAGUCACUACAGUCACCGCUAGAGGAGACCAAAACUCCGACAGGAGUUAGCUCUUUGCCAGCAAAACCAUCCCAGUCUGAACUAUCCUAUUCGGCGCAAAUCGCACAACAAUUCUCUGCAUACAAGCAGACUCCUGCACAGGAACGACAGAGCAGAUCUUCGACGUCGCAGCCGUCGGGCGGAAACGACUCGUCGAACAAUUCCCUUCAAGAUGCCUCUGGUAGGCGGGCUGUGAGGCCGUCAGAGAUGAAAGACGAAGGCAAACUGUUCGUCGGUGGCCUGAGUUGGGAUACAACUGAUGAGGGUCUGAGAAAAUACUUCUCAGAGUUCGGCGACGUUGAAGACUGCACCAUUCUACGUGACCAGGAUGGACGCUCGCGAGGGUUCGCCUUCCUUACCUUCAAAGAACCGAGCUCCGUGAAUACCGUGAUGACACGAGAACACAUUCUCGACGGGAAAUCGAUUGACCCAAAGCGAGCCAUUCCUCGAGAGGAGCAUCUCCGUAACACACGCUACUUUGUCGGUGGCUUAUCGCAUGUCACGGCGUCCGACUCAAUGCGAGCAUUCUUCUCGUCAUUCGGCAAGGUCGUCGAUUGCACUGUCAUGGUCGACCGAGAGACCGGUCGGUCAAAGGGCUUCGGUUUCGUCACAUUCGAGGAUGCGAGCAACACCGACCAGCUCGUCGGUCGAAGCGACUUGAUACUCGACGACAAAGCGAUCGAGGUAAAGGUUGCACAACCGCGCAAUCAACGCGACCAAUCUCGCAUGGGCCGAACGACACGCGAGUCGACAUACGAGGCCGGAGCAAACAGCAUGGGUUUCCAGGCGGCGCAGCGGCCAGCCGUGAACCCCCAGCAGAUGUCCAUGCUGAUGAUGGGGCAGCUCCCCAUGAUGGGCGGCACCAUGCCCAUGGGCAUGAAUCCGAUGGGCGCAGGCAUGGGCAUGGGCAUGGGCAUGGCAACACGAAUGGGGGGCUUCGGCGGGAUGAGCGGCGGCGGCGGGAUGGGCUCACCAAUGGGGGCCGGCAUGGGCGGCGGUAUGAACGCUUCCCGGGGCAUGGGCAUGGCGAACAUGGGCAGCAACAUGGGCGGCGGCAACUUGCGGAUGGGCAUGGGCCCCAUGGGGAUGAACACGCAGAACAUGGGCAUGAUGCGAAACUUUAUGAACAAUGGGGGUCCGAUGAUGAGGCAGGGCAUGGGGAUGAUGGGCGGCAUGGGCGGGGGCAUGAGCCCUAUGGCACGGGGGAGGGGAAGUCCGAUGAUGAAUGCGGGCGUGGGCCCGACAAGGAACGCCGUGCGGGGACAACAUGGGUACCAUCCCUAUGCUCGGUAG
Messenger RNA from Fomitopsis serialis, 1389 nucleotides. RefSeq lists its product as uncharacterized. Lineage: Eukaryota; Fungi; Basidiomycota; Agaricomycetes; Polyporales; Fomitopsidaceae. Gene Ontology annotation, molecular function: RNA binding. The transcript is spliced from 6 exons. Gene Ontology annotation, biological process: regulation of gene expression. The coding region runs from base 1 to 1389 and encodes 462 amino acids. Gene Ontology annotation, cellular component: nucleoplasm. The record is from RefSeq and is a predicted model, not a curated record.